GACUACAUUUCCCAGAGCCACCGCGUCCCCAGUGAGGCUUCAUUUCCGUUUGUUCGCGCGAUUUGGGGACCUCGCGUGGGGAGGGCAGCGUCUGUGGAGGAGCUUGGCUCGGCUCCGGCUGGGCGGGCGAACCCCAAAUUGGGCUUGGACCCCGGGCGCCAGAUCCUGGAUCCUGAACCGCACCUUCUGUCGAGAGCCCAGAGAAGGAAAAAAUGGCUGUCGUACAUUCAAAAGCAAAGUCCAAGCUCUGCCUUUUUCAGACUCUGUGCUUCUCUAAGCUAGGAAUCCAGAGGAGGAUUGAUCAUUUCUUGCAGCGCUAAAAACCAUGGCUCAGAGAUCAGUGAUGUUCAGGGAUGUUGCCAUUGACUUCUCUCAGGAAGAGUGGGAAUACCUGGACUCUGCUCAAAGGGAUUUGUAUAGAGAUGUGAUGUUGGAGAACUAUAGUAACUUGGUGUCACUAGUAGACUUGCCUUCAAGGAGUGCAAAUAAAGACUUAUCUCCAAAAAAUGAUACUUAUGAAACAGAACUAUCCCAAUGGGAAAUGAGUGCCAGGCUUGAAAACUGUGAUCUUGAGGAGUCCAGUUCCAGAGAUUAUUUGGAAGUCAGAGGCACAUUGGAAAAGCAACAAGAAAAUCAGGAGGAAUAUUUCAGGUUCUGCUGCACUUUCUGUGUGCAUUCUGCCUGGACCUACCUGCGUGGCCCCUGGAGGCAUGCUGUGUACUUCCUCCUGGACCUGAUGAAGAAAGUCAACCAUUCUCUUCACCUUUCUGCCUGCAUAGAAACACGGCUCCUUGCUGAGAGGACUGACUACUUCCCUUUGAAGCCCUGUCCUGUGAUUCUUCAGGUAUUCAUUUAUUCAUCAACACACCAUUUAUUGACUGCUAUCUGUGUGACAGGAACAGUUCUAGAUGCUUCAGGUAUAGCGCUGAACAAAAGAGAAACACUCUGCUGUCAUGGUACUUAUAUUGUCGUGGUCCAGAUAAUAAAUGAGCUUUGCCUUUUCAAGCCCUAUUACCAGAAAGAGGAAAUGACUGAAUCCCAGGGAACAGUGACAUUCAAGGAUGUGGCUAUUGACUUCACCCAGGAGGAGUGGCAGCGGUUGGAUCCUGCUCAGAGGAACCUGUACCGGAAUGUGAUGCUAGAAAACUAUAACAACUUAAUCACAGUGGGCUGUCCAUUCACCAAACCUGAUGUGAUUUUCAAGUUGGAGCAAGAAGAGGAACCUUGGGUGGUGGAGGAAGAAGCGUUAAGGAGACACUAUCCAGGAGAAAUGUGGGGGAUUGAGCAUCAGAAAAUCCAGGACAGACUUUUGACACAAUUUGAAGAUAAAUACACAAAAACACUGACUGAAGAAAAAGUCAAUGAAUGUCAUAAGAAAUUUGCAAAUGCAUUUCCUCUUAACUUGGACUUUUUUCCUUCCAGUCACAAUCUCUAUGAAUAUGACUUGUUUGGAAAUUGUUUAGAACAUAAUAAUUUUGACUGUCAUCAUAAUAAUAGAAUCCUUAUAAGAAAGGAACAUUCUGAAUUUAGUGAACCUAUGAAAUCAUUUUGCAUUAAUCCAUCCCAUCUUGCAGUAACUCCCUUUAAGUGUAAUCAUUGUGGGAAAGGAUUCAGUCAAACUUUGGACCUCAUCAGACACCUGAGAAUUCAUACUGGAGAGAAACCUUAUGAAUGUAAAAAGUGUAGAAAAGCUUUCAGCCACAAGGAAAAACUCAUUAAACAUCAUAAAAUUCAUAGUAGGGAGCAGUCUUAUGAUUGUAAUGAAUGUGGGAAAGCUUUCAUUAAAAUGUCAAAUCUCAUUAGACAUCAAAGAAUUCAUACUGGGGAGAAACCCUAUGCAUGUAAGGAAUGUGGGAAAUCGUUCAGCCAGAAAUCAAAUCUCAUUGAUCAUGAAAAAAUUCAUACUGGAGAGAAACCAUAUGAAUGUAAUGAGUGUGGGAAAGCCUUCAGCCAGAAGCAAAGCCUCACUGCACAUCAGAAAGUUCAUACUGGGGAGAAACCUUAUGCAUGUAAUGAAUGUGGUAAAGCCUUCCCUCGAAUUGCAUCCCUUGCUCUUCAUAUGAGAAGUCAUACAGGAGAAAAACCUUACAAAUGUGAUAAAUGUGGAAAAGCCUUCUCUCAGUUUUCUAUGCUUAUUAUACAUGUAAGAAUUCAUACAGGUGAGAAACCCUAUGAAUGUAAUGAAUGUGGAAAAUCCUUCUCUCAAAGUUCAGCCCUUACUGUACAUAUGAGAAGUCAUACUGGUGAAAAACCUUAUGAAUGUAAGGAAUGUAGAAAAGCCUUCAGCCACAAGAAAAACUUCAUUACACACCAGAAGAUUCAUACUAGAGAGAAACCUUAUGAAUGUAAUGAAUGUGGGAAAGCUUUCAUUCAGAUGUCAAAUCUUGUUAGACACCAGAGAAUUCACACUGGAGAAAAACCCUACAUAUGUAAGGAAUGUGGCAAAGCCUUUAGCCAGAAAUCAAAUCUCAUUGCCCAUGAAAAAAUUCAUUCUGGAGAGAAACCCUAUGAAUGUAAUGAAUGUGGUAAAGCCUUCAGUCAAAAACAAAACUUUAUUACACAUCAGAAAGUUCACACUGGAGAGAAGCCUUAUGACUGUAAUGAAUGUGGUAAAGCCUUUUCUCAAAUUGCAUCUCUUACUCUUCAUCUGAGAAGUCACACAGGAGAAAAGCCUUAUGAAUGUGAUAAAUGUGGGAAAGCCUUCUCUCAGUGUUCACUGCUCAAUUUACAUAUGAGAAGUCAUACUGGUGAGAAGCCCUAUGUAUGUAAUGAAUGUGGAAAAGCUUUCUCUCAAAGAACUUCUCUUAUUGUGCACAUGAGAGGUCAUACAGGUGAGAAACCCUAUGAAUGUAAUAAAUGUGGAAAAGCCUUCUCCCAAAGCUCAUCCCUUACUAUACAUAUACGAGGUCACACAGGUGAGAAACCCUUUGACUGUAGUAAAUGUGGAAAAGCCUUCUCUCAAAUCUCAUCUCUUACACUUCAUAUGAGAAAACAUACCGGUGAGAAGCCUUAUCAUUGUAAUGAGUGUGGUAAGGCUUUUAGCCAAAAGUCACACCUUGUUAGACACCAGAGAAUUCAUACUCAGUAGAAAUAGAAACACAAUGAAUAUUGUGAAGAUGGAAAAGCCUUCAGAAUUAGCACCUCCUUUCACAUUACAUAAUUGGUUUUGGAGCAGAAAACUGUGAAUGUGGAAAGACUUUUGAAGAAGUCACAGAAUUGUGAAACAUGAGAAUUCUUAUACAAUGUGACAAAUUGUGUAACAAAUAAGUUGAACAUCAAAAACCUUGGUAGACCUCUAUUGAUAUUUAUUCAGGUUUCUUACUAAAAUAUGAAACAAGAUGUCUGCUACCAGCAUAUCAGCAUUACAGUUGAGCUCCUAUUGUAGCCAGUACGUUAAGCAAGAAAAAGAAGAUUUGGGGUGAAGGAAGAAACUAUGAAAAUAUCCU
Lontra canadensis (Northern American river otter) is the source of this 3446-nucleotide messenger RNA. RefSeq names its product zinc finger protein 569 (gene ZNF569). The transcript is spliced from 12 exons. NCBI's taxonomy places the organism in Eukaryota, Metazoa, Chordata, Mammalia, Carnivora, Mustelidae. Bases 326 to 3088 code for a protein of 920 amino acids. The record is from RefSeq and is a predicted model, not a curated record. Gene Ontology annotation, molecular function: RNA polymerase II cis-regulatory region sequence-specific DNA binding; DNA-binding transcription repressor activity, RNA polymerase II-specific. Gene Ontology annotation, biological process: negative regulation of transcription by RNA polymerase II.